Messenger RNA from Peronospora matthiolae, 783 nucleotides. The record is from the annotation of a GenBank genome assembly. Lineage: Eukaryota; Oomycota; Peronosporomycetes; Peronosporales; Peronosporaceae.
AUGAGCGACGUCUAUAGUUGCUGCCGAUGCGUCAGCUUUUGUGAGGAAAUGAAUGCCGGGUAUCGCAAGACAAUGGAAGACACGAUUCGUAUUGUUGAUGGGUAUUUACAGAACCCACAGAACGGCUACUUUGCUAUCCAUGAUGGCCACGGGGGUCGUUCCGUUGCAACGUAUUUACAGCGAGUGCUGCAUGAAAACAUUGCAACAGAGUUGCAACUGAAAGAUGAUGGUAGUACUGUGGAGCAGCGACUUGAACGCGGCUACUUAAUGUCAGACAUGGAGUGCUGUCAGAGAUCGGUGGGCUCAACGGCAGUCAGUGCAUUGGUUCUGGAGGAUGGUGGUAUCAAAACGCUCUACGUCGCCAAUGUUGGCGAUAGCCGCGCCGUGGUUAGCUUCAAAGGAAAAGCGAUUCGGCUUUCGAAGGACCAUAAGGCCAGUGAUCAGACUGAAGUAAAGCGGAUUGUUCAACGAGGCGGCUUUAUUGUGCACCAUCGAGUGUCUGGAUUGUUAGCAGUCUCCCGGAGCUUUGGAGAUUGGGAUCUCAAGCAGUUUGUGGUGGCACGACCGUACACCAGCGCGACACGGCUUGAGCCGGCAAGCGACUAUGCGUUCUUCAUACUGGGAUGCGAUGGUGUUUGGGACGUUCUGAGUGACCAAGAAGCUGUAGACAUGGUGAGUUCGCUACCCAUCUCGCAGCAGUCUCAAGCCGCGCAAGUUCUUGUCCACGAGGCUCUUUCAAGGGGGAGCGAGGACAAUGUCACAGCGAUAGUUGCAUUUCUUUGA